AUGAAGACACGCUAUACCGCUCUGGGCGAACUUUAUGUGCCGUUCCUCGAAACGCCUAAAUAUUCUUGGAAGUUGUCCGUGUAUCAGAGUGUGGGCUUUGCUGGAUGCGUGGUGCUGAUGAGAGCUGAAGGAAAUCAUCGUUUGGGCGUGAAGAAAGUUGAUUUUUCUAAACGGGGUCCCCGGGACACGGAAUCCCCGCGCGACAAAAUCCCUGACACGAAAUCCCCGCCAUACCCGCGCACAGCUAAUGAUACAGCCAUCUAUGAUGGUUGUGGGUUGUCGAAAGGGUGCUUCGGGUCACCGGAAGGCUGCACGGAAAAGCGCAAGUGUGAUAAGGUGGUGACCUACUCCACGACCUCGGAUGGCGAAGCAUACCGUUUCGAACUGCAGGGUGGCGUUGCCGAACUUCAGAACGGCGACGCGUACAUUGCUGUUGGCUUCUCCGAUGAUGGUUGCGUCGUAGAAACGGAAGUUGAGAAGGUGGCCGAUGAGAAACUGUACGUGAAACGUGAUCACAUUCUAGAGCGGUUUCUGAAAAAGAACUCGAAAGUGGAUGUUCGCUUCAAGUUGAACGAGGGCAGCUAUAGACGCAAGCAUGUGGCACUUGAGAAAGCUUCGGAAUGUAUCGGAAUGGACAAUAUUUUCCCGGAAUUUCCUCAGGAAGCUGAGCCAAUUUUGAAGUUGACUUAUGCUCGUGAAUAUCGGAGUGAAUUCCGCCCCGCUCCUGGUUCGGUUGCUGCUGUCGAAGAUGAGCAUGCCCCUGGCACGCGGAAAAUCCGUUGGUUUAACCGUCAUUUAAACGAGCUGCAACGGAAGGCUGUUCUCAACAUUUUUAAUUCAAGCACAAAGGCACCGUACCUCCUAUUCGGUCCCCCAGGAACUGGAAAAACGGUGACACUGGUGGAAACUAUCAUGCAAACCUACGACAUGCUUCCGGAGUCCCGGUAAGUUGAU
Molecule: messenger RNA, 954 nt
Organism: Notodromas monacha
Lineage: Eukaryota; Metazoa; Arthropoda; Ostracoda; Podocopida; Cyprididae
Source: the annotation of a GenBank genome assembly